Messenger RNA from Phytophthora sojae, 834 nucleotides. RefSeq lists its product as hypothetical. Gene Ontology annotation, cellular component: oligosaccharyltransferase complex. The annotation marks the transcript as partial. The record is from RefSeq and is a predicted model, not a curated record. The transcript has 3 exons. NCBI's taxonomy places the organism in Eukaryota, Oomycota, Peronosporomycetes, Peronosporales, Peronosporaceae.
GAAGCCUGCUUACGACAUGGGGAGCUGGUGGAGGCGGCAUUGGAGCGCGCGGCGGAGACGCUGUCCACCCCGCAGCUCCCCGUCGUGCGUGUGGACGUCCAGAUGUGGCCCAAGAUGCUGCAAUAUCACCUUGUGUCGUCGACGCCGUCGCUGCUGUGGAUGCCUGGACGCUCGUCCGGCCGCUUCCAGCGCUACCCGCACGUGGAGACCAACUUCCUGGACCUCAGCGUUAACGGGUCGCUCUUCAUUGGCAACGAGAUGGCCAAAGACGCAGUGGCUCGAGAGGUGGCGGCGUUUGUGCGUCUGUGCCAAGAGCGCAGUGGAUACCUGGUGCGCAAUGCGCGCGGAGGGCUUUCGCCAGCUAUUCCGGUGAGUCACCGCCUUGGAGACGACGCGUCCUCGGUGCUGGAGCUCAUCCCGAUCUUUGGCUUCCUGGCGUUCAUUGCCUUCGUGGUCAACGAAAACCGCGAGUUCGUCCUCGGAGUGGUGUGCACGCGAGUCUUCUGGUUUGUGCUCUGCUUAGGGGUCAUCUACGUCGCGCUGAGCGGGCUCUUCCACUCGAUCAUCCACCGGCGAGCCUGGUACUACUUCGGUCGGGUGCAUGGCUUCGUGUUCGUUUACCCGAGCUCGCGGCGGCAGUUUGUGCUGGAGGGGCUGGUGAAUGGCACCUGGAGCUUCUGGCUGUCGCUCGGAGUCAUGAGUAUCUCGGACGUGGCACCGACGCUGCGCUCGCGCCUUGCACGGGAGGAUGUCAUUCGCUGGUCGCUGCUGCUCGUGGUCGUCUCGUACAUGGCGUUGUACUUGACAUUCCUGAUGAAGUACAGGUGGCUGGCU